This is a messenger RNA of Actinia tenebrosa (Australian red waratah sea anemone), 1806 nucleotides long. Its product is annotated as galanin receptor 2a. Gene Ontology annotation, cellular component: plasma membrane. Gene Ontology annotation, molecular function: G protein-coupled receptor activity. NCBI's taxonomy places the organism in Eukaryota, Metazoa, Cnidaria, Anthozoa, Actiniaria, Actiniidae. The record is from RefSeq and is a predicted model, not a curated record. Gene Ontology annotation, biological process: G protein-coupled receptor signaling pathway.
AGCAGAAAUAUGAUUAAACCGAAUUAUCGCAAACAAUAUACGAUUAAUGACUUUUAUUUGGAAGCUGGAGAAGAUUUCCAACAUGUCUUUUGGUUGCUUAGUAAUGUUUAUAUAUAAUAUAUAUAUUUAUUCAUCUUAAAUCUUCAGAAAACACACUUGCAUAAACAAAAGAUAUUUUAUAGCAGUUGAAGUAAUUUUUACAAGCAAAAGAAGGCUAAAUUUAAUUCAUUAAAAUUAGGUUUUAGUAAGUAGUUACCAAAUUAAUUUAAUUUCACAUGUUUUAUGAAUUUUUAAAAAAAUGCAGAUUUUCAUUUUACGACUGCUCAAUGCGAUGAAUGUGGUAUUCAGGUUCGUUAUUCCAGGCGUUCGCAAGUUUGGAUGAAUACCUAGAAAAGCUUUAAUUACUCUCCAAGGUCACUGUUCUCUCACUAGCUCUCCUCAUCUAACAAGGCAAUUUUCUUAAAGUUUGGUAAGACUUUAGUGGACACAAAAGAUGUAGUUUGAGUCAUCGGAUAAACGACUUUCGUUCGAGGGUUUGAUUUUCCCUUUCAAUUGCUUUCGUUUGUUCGUGUUUCACGUCAUUGAAAAGUCGCUUCUUUUCUCUUCCGUACCAAUUCGCUCAUUUGGUAACCAGAAUGAAAGUCGAGGUAUUGUUCUUUAUUCCAUUCUUAUGGUUUUUACUCUUGGUUAGCUUCAUAGGCAACCUCUUUGUGCUGGUAAUAAUUCUAAGAUCUAAAUCACUUCGCCGCAAGCCGUCUAUAAUCUACAUCAUCAAUGGUGCAGCAUCUAACUUGCUAUUCGUGGCUAUUAUUGGAGUGUCUGUAAUGUUUUUAGUUCUGAACACCGAUAUCAGUUCAAACUGGUAUUGCAGCAUCUACGAUAGUUACUUUUACUUGAACGCUUUUAUCAUCACUUCUACCAUUACAGUCAUUGCCUUGGAUAAGUACUUUGCUAUCUUCAAGCCGUUCUAUUAUCGUCAACAUUCUACAACUCGGAAUGCACUCAUCAUUACCAUAAUUUCUUGGUUUAUAGCGGGCUUCUUCUCAACUCCAAAGUUCAUUACAGUCUUCUCUGAACAUGGAUCCAGAUUAUGCCAACGAGAUCUAAUGACAGUUCGACGAACAAUCGAGUUGGUAUCCGAAAUAAUUCAUCUUGUUCUGGUGUUCUUAAUUCCCAUCAUCGUUACAUUUGUAGUUUACGGCCGCCUAGUUCAUCGGCUGUGGUUUUCCAACCAAGAUUCUCAAAGAACAGAUAUCGCGUUGCUCAAGUCCCGGCGUAAGUUAACCAAACUUUCGAUAACCGUAACAAUCUUGUUCUUGUUAUGUUGGGUUCCACAUACUGUUGAGACGAUUUGGUGGUGUUUGGGAUUCGAGCGGCGGUAUAUCGUGGAGUUACUUAAACUCUAUGCUUCGUUAUUUGUAUUCUUGUAUAGUGCUAUUAGCCCUGUUAUUUAUACAUUUUAUAACGAGGCGACACUUCAAGCAGCUAGACGGAUGAUCUGUUGUAGUGUUUGUUGUAAAGGAUCUGGUUUGAAUUCAAGGAAUAUUCAAGUUACACCCGUUGAAAACGGCGUUCUACGUCUCGAUGUGAGACAGGCUGAGAUUGCCGAGUCUUAGCAUAAAGCAUUAUGAACACUAGAACAGCAAAACUUGCCAACCAAAAGGCUGUAGAUUUGAACUAUUUUGGGGAACAGGGGAAAUUAAAUUUUCAAAGUUGACUGUUUUUUUGCGUCGAUUUUGUAAAAUUUCUUCUUUCUCUCUGAAUUCCUUUGUUCCCUUCCCUUCCCUUUCUUUUUUUCUUCUUUCU